Molecule: messenger RNA, 3122 nt
Organism: Conger conger (European conger)
Lineage: Eukaryota; Metazoa; Chordata; Actinopteri; Anguilliformes; Congridae
Gene: vps26b
Product: VPS26, retromer complex component B
Exons: 6
Coding region: 611-1609 (332 amino acids)
Biological process (GO): retrograde transport, endosome to Golgi; intracellular protein transport
Cellular component (GO): retromer complex; endosome
Source: RefSeq, a predicted model, not a curated record
AAUGCAAAAUUGGCAAAAGCGGUUUCUUCACCAAAAAAUGCGAUGUAUUUUACUUUAACUGUAUGUGCUAUAUAAAUGCGUUCUAUUCAUAAUACGAAUCCAUAUGAAUCGAAUAUGGUUAACACUACAUAUUUUUCUACCAAUUAACUAGCUCACUUGGAUCUCAGUCGGUCAGUUGGCACUAAAUAUAUCCGUCAUAUCAUGCUAUUAUUUGUAUUGCUGUCAGUUGAAAAGCUGUGAGUGUUUACAAGAAACUGCUUGUAUUUCGUAGUAUCUGAUGCAAAUAUCACAUUACAGUCCUUUUGGAUAUAAAAAAAUUAUAAUCGAGAAAACGUCCUGUCGUCGCAGAAGACUCCCAAACCAGCCGCGCGCAUGCCCAUAGCGAGGGCAAGCUACGGAAUCAAUACUGUACUUUGAACGACAAGCUCAUCCUGCAGUCGGAAACAACGCUUUACAUCUUUCAAGCAACAAAGGGAGUUUUUUUUCUGAAACCACUGCAGGCUCUACAUCGAAUUUUUAAACAAAUGCGUGACUAAGUAAAGCGAGCUUGCUAGCUACCGCUAGCUGAAGUAAUAGGAAGACCUCGGUUCUGUUCAGUUCGCUAGCAGUGAUGAGCUUCUUUAGUUUUGGUCAGAGUGCGGAAAUUGAUGUGGUCCUGAAUGAUGCUGAAACGCGAAAGAAAGUGGAACACAAGACAGAAGAUGGGAAGAAGGACAAAUAUUUUCUGUUCUACGAUGGUGAGACGGUGUCCGGAAAAGUCAAUGUAACGUUGAAGAGUCCAGGGAAGAGACUUGAGCAUCAAGGCAUCAAGGUCGAAUUCAUUGGACAGAUCGAGCUUUACUAUGACCGAGGGAACCACCAUGAGUUUGUGUCUCUGGUGAAGGACCUGGCCCGGCCCGGUGAACUCACACAGUCACAGACGUUUGAGUUUGAGUUCACACAUGUGGAAAAACCCUAUGAGUCUUACACGGGACAGAAUGUCAAGCUACGGUACUUUUUACGGGCAACAGUCAGCAGGAGGAUGAAUGACAUCAGUAAAGAGACUGACAUCGUUGUGCACACGCUCAGUACGUACCCUGAGCUCAAUUCCUCCAUCAAGAUGGAAGUGGGAAUCGAAGACUGCCUUCACAUCGAAUUUGAGUACAACAAAUCCAAGUAUCACCUCAAGGACGUCAUAGUUGGGAAGAUCUACUUCCUGUUGGUGCGGAUUAAGAUCAAGCACAUGGAGAUCGGCAUCAUUAAACGGGAGACAACCGGCACAGGGCCCAACGUUUACCAUGAAAACGACACCAUUGCCAAAUAUGAGAUUAUGGAUGGCGCGCCAGUGAGAGGAGAAUCCAUCCCCAUCCGGCUGUUCCUGGCGGGUUACGAAAUGACCCCGACCAUGAGGGACAUUAACAAGAAGUUCUCAGUGCGCUACUACCUGAACCUGGUCCUGAUCGACGAGGAGGAGAGGCGCUACUUCAAACAGCAGGAGAUCACGCUAUGGAGGAAAGGGGACAUCGUGAGGAAGAGCAUGUCCCACCAAGCUAGCAUCGCCUCGCAGCGCUUCGAGGGCACCCCCAGCGGAGAGAAGCCAGCAGCCCUGGCCAAAGGGGACAGCAACUGAAGCCCCCCCUACACCCCCCCCCUAAAGAAACAUGAGACUUGUGCGCUUGUGUGAGCGAGCAUGACUGUGCACAAAUGUGCUCCGGAAGGUCAAUGUGAGGGCCCUCUUGCCCCCUAUUGUUUUUCUCUUUUUUUAACAUAUCUACUACAUGAAGGGAUAGGACUACUUUAUCUACUACAUGAAGGCCACAGGAUACUUUGUGAAAGGAGAACCCAGGCUGCAUUUCCUGUCUCACUGCCUUUUCUGAGUAAAUCUGUGUCGAAGCGGCGGCCAUUUUGCGACAUUUCACCUCCCCUCGUGACAAGCACUGUGCCCCUUCACGCGUUCGGCAGCGAUUACACAGCCACUCUCCCGAUGUGGAGCGGUUUUUUCGGGUGCCAGCGCCUCAUUUCACACAAACACAAUCCUUUUUAUAUUAAAAUGAGAAGGGAAAAUAUGCGGACUCUUCAGAUUUGGGCUAAUCAGGCUUUUAGGCCUUGACACGCAAAAUUCCUUUGGAGUAAAAAGGGUUGGUUACAGCGAUGUCUGACCGUUGCCACCGCCGAUCGUCACGGUCGAUGCGCGGUCGUGUGACUUACGGUUUGUACUUGUGCAGUGGACCGUUUGUCAUCGUCGCCAUCACAGUUGUGCCCUUCGGUUAGACUUGAAUUGUGUUUAACCUCGACCCCAUUGCUGGCUCAGAUGACGACACCACUUUAUACAACAUUCUCAUCUGCCAUAAAUCAGUCAUCUUUAGUGGUAAGUGCAAAUGAUUCCACUUCCACAAUGCAUUGUUAUUGUUUAUGUGUUUAUACAUUUGAUGAGUGGCAGUGUUCAAUAUCAAAGACAAGGGAUGAUGGAAUGUUGAUGACAGUAUAUAUCCAUAGGGUGGUCACACAAUAUGGGUAUAUGAAUUGGCAUUCACUAACGCAGUUGUUAACAUUAAUUGAUGUACAAAUGCAUUGAUGCGUUAAUAUGAAUGAAUAAUGUACAUAUAACUUUAACAACUACAUUAGUUUGUGCCAGUUUGUGUAACGUUAUUGUUGUGUUACCAAUAGGGCAAUCAUACAUCGCCAAGCUGUAAACCGCAGUAAACAGGUUGUGCCUGGUGCACAGAAAGUAUUCCAUUAUUGCGCAGCAUAUUCAUUACAUUCCUUUUUGCCUCUUCAAAAUGGUUGUUACAACAAACCAUUUUCCUCAUAAGCUAUGUAUUUUUUGCACUGAUAAAUAUAACUGUUUGUUGUCCACUUUAUAAAUAUAUAGGAUCUUUGUUUAACCUAACCGCACACUGUGUUGUCCUUAAUAUCAUGUUAAGCAAGUGUAACAAUUUCAUAUUCAAACAUUUGUGUUUAAACUUUACACAGUAACACUUGGUUCAUUUGUUACUCAAACAGUGUUGUGUUGUGGUUAAAUCGAAUUGAGGCUGAAGUUUUGAGCAAAUUUUAUAAUGUUGGGUUUCAUGUUUAAUGAGGCAGAACAUGGUCUUUAUUUUCAUGGUUCAUAAUGCAUUAAAGACCAAUGAUUCUGCUCCAAA